UUUUUAUGCCAGUCGCCUUUCAAGCUUUGGCGGAUCAACGUUAUUUUUAACCGACAUAAAAAGGAGGGGUUUAAUUAGUGUGGUGUUUCGUUGAUUGUGUUUGUGGUGUGUUUGUUUAUAUGCCCACCGUGACGGAUAUUACGGGGACUAACGUAUACCCAACCUCGAUGGCUUCGGACCAGGAGUCGUCCGACGAAGAGCCUGACAGCGAGAUGCUGAGCGACGACCUGUGCCUGCCCGACAGUGAUGAUGAAAGGCACAUCCCCAGGAGUGUUCAGAACAUCUCCGACGACAUCCCAGCGCUCAACUCCUGCCUCCUACGGCCUCCUCGGAAGCUGUUCACCAACUGCCGGGAACGAUGGCGACAGCAGAACGUCAGCGGUGCCUUUGCUGAGCUAAGAAGAUUGGUGCCGACCCAUCCGCCGGAUAAGAAACUGUCGAAGAACGAGAUCUUGAGGAUGGCUAUCAGAUACAUCGGCCUCCUCUGCGAAGUUCUGGAAUGGCAGAAGAACCACGGUCUUUCAAUGAACAAGGAAAACACCGCCAACCUUGCGAUCAAGUGCGAGUCUCCCCACAGUCCUCAAUCCAGGAGACUGCGCCUCAAAAGACCGUAUUACAACGAAGAAGACUGCCCCAAACCUAAGAUCUGUAACGACAUGGACUACCCAAAGUACGGGAAUGAGGAGAACGAGGAUCUGAUGAGAAGGAACUGCCAAAGACCGAGUAGACCAGACGUUUACUUUGGGAAAGACCAUCUGAGAGUGUUGAGGAAUCAGUACUACUUUUCCCCAAGAUGGCGGCAGAACAUUCCGUUCAGGAAUAUAGCAGACAGGAAUGGGAAUAACCUGCUGAUGAUAGCUCCAGCACAGAACGGGAAAGAUGAUGGGAAGACUCAGAAUGGGAUGAAUGGGAAAGAUAAAGAGGCCAAAGAUGGAAGCAAGUAAGUGUAUUAUUGUAAACUUUUAAAAUAUUGUGUUUUUGUAUGUUGGAUAAUUUUUUGUUGUAUCAAUGUAAAUAUCUUUAUUGUUGUAUGAUAAAAGGAGUGAGUUUGAGAGGAUGUAUAGAUAACAAUUUCAUUUAUAAUAAUGGAAUUUAAAAUAUCUUAUUCUCAAUUAAAAUAUAAAAG
Molecule: messenger RNA, 1126 nt
Organism: Ostrinia furnacalis (Asian corn borer)
Lineage: Eukaryota; Metazoa; Arthropoda; Insecta; Lepidoptera; Crambidae
Product: Helix loop helix protein 3B
Exons: 4
Coding region: 120-944 (274 amino acids)
Biological process (GO): regulation of transcription by RNA polymerase II
Molecular function (GO): RNA polymerase II cis-regulatory region sequence-specific DNA binding; DNA-binding transcription factor activity, RNA polymerase II-specific; protein dimerization activity
Source: RefSeq, a predicted model, not a curated record